GUACUGAACAGAUGGCUGAUUGACCACUGUGCAUCCGAUUAAGCCGACUGUUAUCAUUUUGGUCAGUAACGGGUAGCUUUAAUCGCGCGGUGGCCUAAGCUUUGUGUCAAACGACCUGUGGAUACGUGCACCUUUGGACACAUACGUGACAUAGGUUCAUCAAUCAACACGUGCGCGCCUGUUAUAGGCGAAGUAUGAACGGUGCUGUUGCCGUAGCACGGUAGUGUUUGUGAUGUGCUGGUGCUGGCGGUAGUAUAAGCAACACUCGAAAAAAAUAUCGCCAGAGAAAAUGUCAGCCGACUCGCACCAUCGCGGUAGCCGACCGGCAACCUCCGGAGCCGCAUCAGGGACGAUUAUGCUCGGUGGCGGCAGUGUCGAUAGCGGUGGUAGUAGUGGCAGUAGCGCUAGCGGUGUGGUUCGAUGCAUUCCGACUAUCGUUCCGCCCCAGGCCGUGAGCGAUCGGUCCAUCAUCGACAGUGUGGCUGGAUUCAUAAGCGAUGUGACGUUGCAGGCCCAAACCCCACCGGGUGACAUCAAAGAUCACAUCAUUUGGGUCCGGUUCGAGAGUACAGCGGACAUCAGCGAUCCGUCUGUUGGCGACGACUGGGAGUUGGAAGGUGGUAUCGCCCCGCCACUGCUCCUUAUACUGGGUUACGUGACCGGUGUACAGGUUUGGGUCGUAGCGGCGAACGGUGAAGCGAUCGAGGUUCUUUCCUGGCGUCAUGGUUCAGUGAAGUGUCUGCGUGUACUGCCAACGCCUGCGGUGGAGCUGGCGGAUGGUGGCGGGCUGGUUGCGACUCAAGUGCUAGAUCCUCACGCCCACAAGCGACCGCUGAUGGCGCUGUGCGAAAGUGGUGGCGCCGGUGCUGCCAUUCCACCUUAUUCGUCGCUCAAUUUCGUCUCGCUCAAAGACGGCGAAACGGUACGGAGUAUCAAGUUCAAGAGCCCCAUCGUGGAUGUGCUGGCGAACCGGGCUUCCAUUGUGGUGACGUUUGCCGAGCGGAUCGCCGUGUUUGACGCGCGCACGCUCGAAGACCGGCUUACGGUGACCACUUGCCACCCGAGCCCAGGCCUUAAUCCGAACCCGGUAGCCCUGGGGCCACGGUGGAUUGCCUAUGCCGAGCGGCGCCUCAUUCCUUCGAAGCGUUCGAGCGGGGGGUGUGAGGGUGACGGAGUCACGAGCUACACAGCGACGGUGCUGAAUGCGGCUAAAAGCCUUGGCAAGGGUCUGCGCGAAUUAGGGGAGCAGGUGGCCGCCGGUCUAACGGGUAGCCAUCUUGGGUCCAGCCUUGGAACUGGUAGUGCAGCAGGAACAGGCGGUAUUGGUGGUGGUGGAGGUGUUGCAGUUGGUGGAUCGGGGGGAGGGUUAUCUGCAGGUCUCGGUAGUAGCGGCAGUGGCGGGGUAAUGGGCAGUGGCAGCGGAGGACAUGGGUUUAUUGCCGACGGAGGCGUGACCGGUGGCAGCGUAGGGAGCGGUAGUAUCAGUAUUGACGCGAGCCAGCAGGCUGGGGUUGUGACCGUGCUGGACAUCAAGCACCCGAUCCGAGAUGUGAGCCCGACUACGGGAACACCGAUCGCGUGCAACGGUAAUGACCCAAUCGUGGCCCAUUUUGUUGCCCACUCGGAAGCACUCGUCGCACUGACUUUCGAUGCGCCCGGUAUGCUGCUGUUGACGGCCGACCGCCGAGGGCACGACUUUCACGUGUUCCGUUUACAACCGCACCCCAGCGGUUCAUCGCUCGCCGCCGUCCACCAUCUGUACAUUUUGCAUCGAGGCGACACAACGGCCAAGGUACAGGACGUGUCGUUCUCGCUUGACUCACGAUGGGUAGCUGUAUCAACGCUGCGUGGCACAACCCACGUGUUCCCCGUCACACCGUACGGAGGCCCAGCCGGUGUGCGGACGCAUGGUUCACCGCAUGUUGUUAAUCGACUGUCACGCUUUCAUCGUUCGGCCGGUCUAUCGAUCGAUGCGCGGUCGAGUAGCCCCAUUUCGCACGCUGGUGGUGGUGGGCUUGGGACGCAUCAUCUAAUGACUGCGACCGCUUAUGCUAAUCCACGGACUCCGCCGUUUCCCAAUCCAACCAUCGUUCAGCCGUUGGCGCAGCUUCGCCAGCCCGCCAGUCUCACCACCCACCCCCACCACGGAGGACACUUGGCUGUCGGUGGCACGGGCAAGGGCGGUGGAAACGGGCACGGGCACACCGGACGGCAGCGAAACUCGUCUUCAUCGUCGGCCGACGAUCCGGCUGUGAAACCGUUGCGCGUUUGUGCGACGUUCGCCAAAGGGCGUUCAUGGCUGCUCGACGCUCCUGGGGCGACCAUGCGCGACACACCCGCCCACCGAAUUCAACGCAAAUCUCUCGAUUCCCUUUUCAUUUUGGCAGCGCACGGAGCGCUCAUUCAGUAUGAUCUGGAUCCAAAGCACGUUUCAGGAACGCCGAGGGAGAAGAUUUGCGAUGAUACUCCGAUCGAACUGGAGGUUGAAGCGAAGGCACAGUGGUGCCUGCAGCGUCAGGGGACGGCAUAUUCUAACGAAAUUCAACCACCACUACCAGUUGACAACUGGCUUAUCAAGGAUAGGCUUCUCGAUGGCGGCACCACCAGUGGUGCAAGUGGUGGGGAAAAUUGCGGUAGCUCAUCCCUCGAAUACCCAGCCUACGAUCGAAUAUACCAUUCGAGCGGGUCAUUGGGCAAUGAAACAAAACAGCAGCAGCACGAAAGCGCCGGCAGCAUACAGAUGACGGAUCAUGUCGACGAUCGUUGGCUCUCGCAGGUGGAAAUCAUCACGCACGCCGGACCUCACCGCCGACUUUGGAUGGGGCCACAGUUUAUGUUCAAAACGUACAAUACGCCGAGCGGCUCACCAUUAUCGUCGAUUGAUACAGAUGCGGUGGAAGUUUCCUUGGCCGUGGGUAGCACCGGUGCCGGACCAGGCGUUGCCGCAUGCGGUACUAUCUACAGUCGCCCCGCUCGCUCCAAUCCAAUGAACAUGCCUUUGGCCGGAGGUAUGAGACAGCAAUUCUUUGAUGUAAUAUGCGAAACAGGUACGAACUAUGAGCAGAGCCCACGCAUAAUGAACAUGAAUGAGUUUCGACACCACGAAAACCUGGACACGGAGUUUUCUUCGCUCGGCCCUAUAGAAUCGCAGUUACGCGAGGAUCUGGCAGAUGCGAUGCGCGAAUCACCCCUCACUACUAGCCGUGACGCCACAGGCUAUUCAUCGGCACCAGCAGCAACGUGUGUCCAUCAACAGCAAUAUCACCAUCCACAUCUGCAGCAGCAACACCAGCAGCAGAUGAGUUCAUCUAGUAAUCACUCAUUGGCGUCCACACACACCACCACAACAGGCCUCUCGUCGGUAUCGUCGUGUUCGUCCACCUCCAUCUACUCGUCAACACACUCGCUCAGCUCGAUCUGUGACCAGCAGAUUCAAAUACACCAUCAAUACCAACUGCAACAGCAACAGCAGCAGCAGCACUGCUCCACUAACAAACUUUGUGGUGGAGCGAGCGUUGGUGGCCCAUGUAGAGCUGUUCCAACAGUAGUUACGGAUACUGCAACGGGUUACUUCGAAGACAAACUGCGGCAACAACAGGGAGGUAAUGGAAAUCAACAGAAAGGUGCAGUGGCACUUCAUCAUCACUGUCGGCAGCAGCAGCAGGAGUCGGCACGAACCGUGUCCUCUGGUACUAGCUGUCGCAACAUGAUCAUCGCCAAGGUGGUUAACCCACUCGGAACGGUAACGACGGUUAGCACGAUGACAGCGGCGGCGUCUACGGUUGGUGCGACUGGUCCGGAGAGCAUCGAGUCGGACGAGCUCAUGCAAGAAUGCGAUGAGGCGUACCUGUACGAGAACUGCGACGAAGCACUCUUCCGCCCCGUGGUGACGGUGCACGCAACAGGUGCAGCGGUGCAUGUGGUCGAAUCACGAACGUCUGAUAGCCGCCUGCGGGGAUCUUCGCUAGACCGCAUUGCCAGAGUGGAUGAUUAUGUGGGAUUUGACGGUGACUACGACAAACGCUCUAUUAGCCAAUCAACCUCGCUAAUUGGUCGGGAUCUGAUCGUGCCGGUGAUUGAGGAGGAGCAUCUUUCGCACACUUCACAUGUCAUCAGCAACACUACUGCCAUAGGAGACAAGCAGCCAAUGGCACGAGUAAAGCGGACAGUGACGACAGCUCCUAAACCGGAAUCCCAUAUUGAUGCUUGCGACGAAAUCGACACCGCGAAGUUAACAAUCGACGGCAAGCGCGGCACAGCUGUUGCAUGUGUGCUUGAAGAGUUUGUCAAUGUCGAGUUUCCGGCAGAGCCAAGGGAACCAUUGUCCAAGACUGACAAGAGCGAUAUAAAGGAGCCGCCGCCGAAAGGGACGGACGCCAAGGUCAAGUCUGCCAAACGGACCUCUGUGCCGUCGUUCGGCGAGGAAGAAAAAUUGCUUACGACCACUACCGGUGGAGCCUUAUUUGAACGAAAGGGCAAAAGAGAAGGUAUAAGCGGCGGCGGUCUCACUAAGCAUGGAGAAGAGAAGCAUCGAUCGGUAACCGUCUGCACCGGUAGUAGGAAAGCGGCUCAUCCUGCGGUGGUGGUUCCUAAAGAAAAGAGGUGCCGUGACCAGCGGAUAUUCGGGUUGCUUCCGGUUGAGCAGGAUGAGGCAGUGGCUGGAAUCACCUGUGCUAUUGCCCUGCCGCCACUGGAAGCACUAAAAAUCGACGAUAAUGAAUUGUUCGGAGAAGAUAACGACAGUGAGCUGUCCGCGUGCCAGCCAAAAUGCAGGCGAUCGUGGACGGGAGUACGAAAUCGACAGCAGCCGAAGCCGCCACCCACGUCGUCAUCUUUAUCGUUGCGCGAAGCGCCGUCCGCAAACCUGUCGACGGCGGACAAUGACGAAUUUCACGAUUUUUCAACCAAGAACGAGAUUGUGGACUUUGCACCGGCACUUCUGCCACUCCGUACCACCGACACUACUGUGGCCUCUCCUCCAGCUGAGCAAGAAGCACAUACAAGAGAGAGCACUUUGAUCAGCUUCGAAAGUCCGCUACAGGAGCGCGAUAUCCUCUUGCUGGACGAGCGGGAGCAGCUACAGCUAACGGACGAACGAAAUCAGGUCAGCGAUCAAAUGCAGAAUAUACUCCACGGUGGUAACAUUCUGUUGGCAAUGUGCUCCAGCCUGCACAAAGCGUCAUCGUCUUCAGAACAACCGUUCAGCCAUCGACAAAGCACUGCGAUAAAAGAAGUAUUAACCGAAGGACAAGACUCGGACUACAAAAGCCUCGAGCUCGAGACAGACGUUAUGUUGUCGGAGGUAAAUGGAAGAAGCGCCCUAUUAGGACUCGAACCUAAUGGUGGUAGUGGUUGUAUCAAUCUGGUUGUUGCCAAUCGACCUGCUGCGACCGGCAGUGAUGUUGAGGACAUAGCGGAGGAAGAUGAUCAAGAGGAAGCAGAGAAGGAGGACUACGAGGACGAUGACGUUACCAUCAACUCCAACAAUGAGCCGGAAGAGGAAGCUGUGGAAGCUACGACUACGAUUACCGCCAGUGAUUGUGGUGGAAUUACAAACAAGCGGAUCCGAAAGCGCGGAGGAGCACGUGCGGCUGUCAGUUCACCACUUAUUCACGAUCACAUUGGCGAGGACGGUGAGAAGGAAGAUGAGGAUGGAGAAGAGGCCGCUGAUGACGACGAGGAAGAGGAAGACGAGGAGCUACAACCAUUGAUCUCCGGUAACAAAACAUUUUCCUCGUCGCUGUCCGCCACGACCUGUGCGAAGGCACUCGUCUCGGACAGCGUUUUCUCUGCUCAAUCACUCGCCGGUUCCACAACCCUGCCGGGGAACCAAACGACUUGUGGGGUGCUAAGCAGUUCCAACGCCAGUGUGCAACCGGACGUAGUCAAUAAUCGGUCGGACGCUGUCGCACUAUACGCGCUUCCAACCGUGGAAGGAACAGUUGCAUCGAAAAUUAAGAUAACCACCGCAGUGACAACGGUAUCUGGUGGUGGCAUCCAACAGCAGCUGGCCUCGCGACAGUCGUCAUCAACGUGUGGCGGUGCAACUUGCAGCGGGACCGGAAAUGGGAACGGGAAAUCAAAAAAAUCUAAAAAAAAACGCAAAUAAUCAACGCUAGCGAAGCGAAUGAUGCUAGCCGUAGCGUCAUUGCUGCUGAUACUGUUUUAUGUCGUUGAUCCAUUGCUAUGGGCUUUCUCUCUUGCGCGACGCCUUCUCAUGUGUUAGGAUUACGAUGCGUGUGUAACGUUUUUGUAUUGUUUGGGGUGGUUUUUCUGAAUUUAUUCAACAUGUCCCGCAACACACACACACACACACACACACAUAUAUAUAUAUAUAUAUAUAUAUAUAUAUAUAUAUAUAUAUAGAGCAACCAACUUGCUGCCCCAUGCACUUCUGUCGCCUCAUUUAUUCUCCUUUCUGUAUUCGGGCGCCGGUACAUAAAUAUUUUACAAGGCGAAACCGAACUUUGUUCGUAAGCGAACGUUCACAACAGGGAAUGCUUGUACUCGUCCAUUGCAUCGGUAGAGGGAAAUGUGUUUCUCCUUCACCAUUUUUUCACUUGACGCUUGCUGCUGCGGUUAUCCUUAUCGGUAGUUGUCUUACCUGUCAUGAAGAGGUUGGUACCGUUUGCUUUGCGCAUGCCAUUUGAGUGUACGUGUGCAGUGUCACAGUAUACGUUUUAAACGCCGCAGGUCCUUUUUGUGUAAGAGUUAUAAUUUUUUUAUUUUUCCAUGGAUGCAUCGACAGUAAAACAUCAUGGCGCAACUUAAUUUGUGUAAUGAAAGCGCCAACCAACAGUAGAAAAAUCUAAAGUCAUGCAGAUGGGAAAUUAAAUUUACUCACGCCGACUACUUAAGCAGGAUUGAUAUCUGUCUUGUCUAGCAACAAAUAUACCAUUAUAACCACUCGCUCAGAGUGAUUACAUUGAUUAUGUGGUUCUUGAUAAUUUGUACUAAGAAUGUUUGUUUUUUUGUGUUCUUGAUUCUCUUAAUAGGGUCUUGGAUAUAAAUGUUUAAUACAUAAAGAUACAUUUCUUACAUUGGAUUCAUGUGCGAGGGUAUCUAUUGUCACUAAACCAAGAUGCAGUAGAACCUCUCGGUAAAAGUAAUGGUGUACUUUGGCAUCAGGCAGCAUGUGUUGAACAGGGAAUCGUGUUGCCCGUAGGUGUUAUUAUAUUACUCCAGCUUUGUGUAAGCUGUCGGAUGAAAUAUUAGAGCACUAGCCCAGGCUGAUAAGUAAGUGAACUUAUUUUAGUAAUAGAACAAGACAUUUUAUUCUGUUUGAUCAAACUAUUUACGGAGAGGACGCAUUCUUGUUCUUUUAGAUUGCAGUUUUUUUACUUCUUUCUUCAUUUUCUAUUUAAUUUUUGCUUUCAAUGCAUUAGUUGAUCGUAUAGAAACUCCUAGUAAGCUGUCAAAAAUUUAUAUACAACCAAGAGAAUUGAAAAGGGCAUCAGGAGUCCGAAUAAAAAUAUGUCACUUAAGAUUCUAACCGCCAUACGGUUUGCUUAGUUGUAUUCCCCAUGAAAUCAGAUACGUUGUCAGAUAAUUGUUUGUUUUUGGUUUUGGCAACUGCUAUUAUUUUUAACUGCUAUUCAGUUACCUGUUAUCGAGAGAUCCGUGUGAUGGAGAUGUGGGAAAAACAUGUUGCAAACUUGAAAAUACAAAAAAGAUAAGACGAUAGGUAAUACAGUUAUUCUUAAACAGGCACCAGAAAGUGUUUAAAAAAGCCACCUAAUUCUAAUAUUUUACAAUAAAAAAAGUAGAACAACCGGCAAUGUCUGCAGCAACAAAAAAUCAUUAGAUAAGUUGUUUGUGAAGCUGAAUAAAGGUAAAGAAUCCCAAAAAGUAUAAUACGAAGGCAUAAUUUACACAUCGCAAUGGGAUAGAAAAAAGGGUAGACAUCGUUCAGAAAUAAGCGAAUAAACACAGAACAAAUAGCACCAAAGGAUGCGUGUGUGAGGGAAAGGCGAACCUAACAUAGAUUGGACAAAAAUAACACUAGGCAGAUCUGAUGUGCGCAACCUAGAGCCCCAAUUAAGGACCGAGAGGACAAUUAAGAACAAAUAGUAACGAAGCAGAAGGAAAGAGAAAAUGAGCGAAAGAGUAAACUGGAAAUAUAAUUCAAAAAUAAGUUAACAAGAUUCAAAAUAAGUUCAACACAGAAAACAAAACAAAAAAUUAUAAAAACCCAUAAAAUGUGAUUAUUUAUAUAUUUAUCGAAGAAGCAGUUUAGCGUUUAGAUUGAGCAUCGAUAGGUGGUCAAAGCAAGAUGCGUAGAAUUGUUACGUGUUCGACUGUAAACCUAUGAGUUACAAUUGUUUUAUUUACAGCCAACAUAAACUUAGACUCGAUAAAGAAAACAGUUAGGGCAGAACACAUUGUUUAGACCAUGGCAUAAACACAUGAGAGUGAGAAAAAAAAGAUCUAAUUUUUGAGUGAAAAAUGAGAGAAAGGGAGAAGUGGGAGUAAGAUAAACAAGGAUUUUGCAGUGCAGUGAUCCAGGUUAUGCGAAAAACACCGAAGAAAAAAACCUUUUUUCAUUGGAAGAUCUGUCGUUUAUGAAACGUCUUACAAAGUGGUAAAGAAAAGCAUAAGAAGUCAUGAAAAAAGAAAUAGAGAUAAUAAAAAACGAAAAGUGAGAAAACUUAUAAAC
Molecule: messenger RNA, 8656 nt
Organism: Anopheles bellator
Lineage: Eukaryota; Metazoa; Arthropoda; Insecta; Diptera; Culicidae
Gene: rudhira
Exons: 9
Coding region: 290-6109 (1939 amino acids)
Biological process (GO): response to starvation; autophagy
Cellular component (GO): cytoplasm
Molecular function (GO): protein binding
Source: RefSeq, a predicted model, not a curated record